This is a messenger RNA of Dacryopinax primogenitus, 183 nucleotides long. RefSeq lists its product as uncharacterized. NCBI's taxonomy places the organism in Eukaryota, Fungi, Basidiomycota, Dacrymycetes, Dacrymycetales, Dacrymycetaceae. Bases 1 to 183 code for a protein of 60 amino acids. The record is from RefSeq and is a predicted model, not a curated record. The transcript has 2 exons.
AUGAUCAGGAGACCUUCAGUCACAAGAUCUGCCCUGAGUCAGACUAAGGUACUCGAUAACCUGGUGACACACCCCAAUUCUUCAUUGUACCCUCCAAAGGCUGGUGCUCCAGCCAAGACUGUCAACUUCUGGAUGACUGGUGCCAAUGUAUCCAAAGUCUCUGCUGAUAGGCCACCCUCCUAG